AUGGUUGCCGAUGUUGAUGAGAUCGACACCGAUGACGAUGAUGACGACGAUGCUGGUAUGUUCAGCAUCGCUAGCGACUGCCAAAGUAAGGACGAUGGCACCCUCACUGGUGAAGACAACGUUCUUUCAGCAGUGCACACGAAGCGCACUGCUGUUGACAAGGAUGAAUCAGCAGAGGAAUUUCUGCUGACUCGCGAAGCGGUUGUCCGCUUCGUUCAAGUUCAAAAUGCAGAUGCACUAGACAGACAGAAAAGAACGCAGACAAACAUGGAAGAGCAAAUGCUCUUUCAUAUAAUGCAGGAGACCGUUAUUUAA
This is a messenger RNA of Peronospora matthiolae, 315 nucleotides long. NCBI's taxonomy places the organism in Eukaryota, Oomycota, Peronosporomycetes, Peronosporales, Peronosporaceae. The record is from the annotation of a GenBank genome assembly.